AUGGAUUUGAUGAAAAUAUUAUUUAGAAGAAAUUUGUUUAAUGUUUUUAAAUUACAACGACGGCUAUGUUGGUCUAGUAGUGCUGAAGAAUUCUUUGCUAAUGUUCCAAGGUUAGCUGACGUUGACAAAUUUGAUGCAAAAUUGGUUGAAAAACAUUAUUUUGAAAGACCUAAACAGUUUGAAUGGCCAAACAGUCCCAACUUUACAAUGGUUUUGCCUCCACCAAAUGUGACAGGAAAUUUACAUGUUGGACAUGCACUUACAGUUGUUGUGCAAGAUAGUAUUUGUCGCUAUAAUAGAUUGUUGGGAAAGGAGGUUCGUUGGAUACCUGGUUUUGAUCAUGCUGGUAUAGCAACUCAAACAGUUGUUGAAAAACAUAUUUUAAAAAAAUUUGGAAGGAAAAGAGAAGAAAUAUUGACAGAUGAAGAAUUUUUGUAUUUUUGUGAUAAGUGGAAAAAUGAACGUAUUGCUGAUAUUAAAAAACAAUUAAAUUCAUUAGGAUGUUCUUUGGAUUGGGAACAUGAAUUUUAUACAUUGGAUGAGGAUUUUUCUGAUACAGUUACAGAAGCAUUUGUUCGUUUAUAUGAUUUGGGUUUAAUUACUCGUGAAACUCGUUUAGUCCAAUCAUUUAAUGAAAAUGAGCCAACAAUGAAAGAACAAUGGUUUCUUAAAAUGACUGAAAUGAAUAAAAAAUUAUUAAAAGAUUUGCAAGAAGAAUUGUGUAAGUUUAAUAUAAAUCCUGCUACCGUUAAAGGCAAUUUGAUUGAAUUUUUAAAAUUUGAAGAGCCUUGGUGUUUAAGUAGACAACUUAUUUGGGGACAUAAAAUACCUGCAUAUUUUGUUGAAAGUUCAAAAAGAUGGAUAGUUGCUUUAACUGAAGAAGAUGCUCGCGAACAACUUUUGCCUUCAGAAAAGGAUUCUAAAUUAAUUCAAGAUUCUGAUGUUCUUGAUACUUGGUUUAGUUCUGCAUUAAUUCCAUUGGUUAUUGGUGAUUAUCCUAAUGGAAAUAAAAUUAGUUUAAUGGAAACUGGACAUGAUAUAAUAGGUUUUUGGGUUGCUAGAAUGUUGGUUAUUUGUAAAAGAUUAACUGGCCAUUAUCCAUUUUACAAUAUUUUAAUUCAUGGUUUAAUAAGAGAUAGUCAAAAUAGAAAAAUGAGCAAAUCUUUGGGAAAUGUUGUCGACCCAAUGGAUAUUAUUAAUGGAAUAACACUUGAACAAAUGAUUACAAGAAUGAAAAGUUCAAAUCUUCCACUUGAGGAUAUGGAAGCCUCAGAAAAAGAUUUGAGGAAACGUUUUCCUAAUGGUAUAAAAGCUUGUGGAGCAGAUGCUUUGCGAUUUGCACUGUUACGACAUGAUGCUACAGAUUUUGAAAUUCAUAUAGAUAUACCUCGUUUUGCUGAUGAAGGAAGGCGUUUUUGUAAUAAAAUAUGGAAUAUGUGUAAAUAUGUUGAAAAAGUUAAGAAAGAAAAUAACGAAAGUUAUGAUCGAGGGGAACAAAAAAAUGUUGAAUAUUUUGAGACUGAGAAUGAUGCCGAUAUAUAUAGAAAACUUAAUCAAACUGUUCAACUUUAUUAUUAUUUUAUGGAUAAGAAUAAACCACAUUUAGCAUUUCAUCAUUUAUAUUUGUUUAUUUUGGUUGAUGUUUGUGACAAUUAUUUGGAAAGCACAAAACAAGCUUUAUGGACGAAAGAUUCACAAAGAUUAUUCAUGAUUAAAAUUACUCUUGGAACAAUAAUUUCAGUUUCUUUAACACUUUUACAAACUUUUAUGCCAUUUGUUUCAACUUUUUUGUUGGAUUCUUUAAACUUUAAUGGUCUUGGUAAAGAGUGUUUGUCUGACUUAUUGCGUAGAUUACCAGACUUAACUGAUGAAGAAUAUCAUAAAAUUAAUAAUAUUUUAAUUGGAAAGGAUGAAAGAAAAAAACAACAACAACAAGAGAUGAAGGAAAUGAAAGGGGAGGAGGAGGAAAAUGUUUAUGUUUUUGAAGGAGAAGAAGAACAACAACAAAUACAAAAAACUUAG
This is a messenger RNA of Meloidogyne enterolobii, 2022 nucleotides long. The record is from the annotation of a GenBank genome assembly. NCBI's taxonomy places the organism in Eukaryota, Metazoa, Nematoda, Chromadorea, Rhabditida, Meloidogynidae.